CCAGGCAGAAGAAUGAGCGCCCGUCACGUCACACAGCAGCAGUGACAGCUGUGUGGAGUUGUGCAAUCAGUUGAUCUCACUAAAGAUUUAAACUUUUACAGUACUUCAGGGACUAAACUUGUUUUCUCUUUCGCGGAGCAUUAUGGAGUUGUUUGUCACGCUGAUUUUAGCGGGGCUUAUUGUCGCUUUGCUGUGGCUGUUAAGCCUGAGGAGCCGUAAACACGUCAGUUUACCUCCGGGACCGUCCGCCCUGCCUAUCAUAGGGAACCUGCUGCAGCUGGACAAAAGGGCUCCUUUCAAAACUAUGCGACAGCUCAGCGAAAGCUAUGGCCCUGUGAUGACUAUGUACAUGGGCCGUCAGCGUAUCGUAGUGCUGGUAGGGUAUGAUGCUGUGAAGGAGGCAUUGGUGGACCAGGCAGAUGACUUCAUUGGCAGAGGACCUAUUCCUUUCUUGAUGAGAGCUACCAGGGGCUAUGGUUUGGCGAUCAGUAACGGAGAGCGGUGGCGGCAGUUGAGACGUUUCACCCUGACAACGCUGAGAGACUUUGGCAUGGGGCGCAAGGGGAUGGAAGAGUGGAUCCAAGAGGAGAGCAAACAUCUGGUGGCACGCGUAAAUAAUACCAAAGCCACACCUUUUGAUCCCACCUUCUUCCUGAGCUGCACCGUGUCCAACGUGAUCUGCUGCUUGGUGUUUGGUCAACGCUUCAGCUAUGACGACGACCACUUCCUCUCCCUUCUGCAGAUAAUCGCAGACAUACUGAAAUUUGGCAGCAGUCCCUGGGGUCAGCUGUAUAAUAUCUUCCCUCGCUUGAUGGAAUGGCUGCCAGGUCGACAGCACGUGAUGUUUGCCAAAAUUGAGAAGCUGAGAGAUUUUAUUUUGAAGAAGAUCCAGGAACACCAGGACACGCUGGACCCCAGCUCACCCAGAGAUUACAUUGACUGCUUCCUCACGAGACUCAGUCAGGAGAAGCAUAUUCCCACAACUGAGUUCCACCAUGACAACUUGGCGUCAACAGUGUUGAACCUGUACCUGGCAGGAACUGAAACCACCAGCUCAACUAUCAGAUUUGGACUGAGUGUGCUGAUCAAAUACCCCAAAAUACAGGAGAAUAUGCAGCAGGAGAUUGACAGAGUGAUUGGACAGGAGCGUUGUCCUUAUAUGGAGGACAGGAAGUCCCUACCCUUCACAGAUGCAGUCCUCCAUGAAAUUCAGCGUCUAAUAGAUAUUGUUCCCAUGAACGUUCCUCACUAUGCACUCCAGGACAUCACUUUCAGGGGAUACACUAUUCCGAAGGAUACAUUAAUUAUUCCCUUGUUGCACUCUGUGCUGAAAGAGGAAAAACAGUGGGAGACCCCAUGGUCCUUCAACCCACAGCACUUUCUGGACCAGAAUGGCAACUUCAAGAAAAAUCCUGCAUUCCUGCCUUUCUCUGCAGGAAAGAGAUCUUGUGUCGGUGAGUCCCUUGCUCGCAUGGAGAUUUUCCUCUUCAUAGUGUCACUUCUGCAGCGUUUCACCUUGUCCUGUCCUGGAGGACCUGACAGUGUGGAUCUCAGCCCAGAGUACAGCAGCUUCGCCAAUGUGCCUCGCAGGUACAAGAUCAUCGCCACGCCCCGAUGGUAAUGAUUUACAGCAGUUGUUUUUGGGUACGAUCAAGGGUUAAAGGUUUGACCAAAUGUUAAAAAAGUUAUACCAAAGAUUAUAAAAAGGCUGUCUUGCUUUGAUUGUAUUUCCCCGUUUUUUUUUCCGAGUUUUUUUUUUAUGAUCCAGAAAUACAAAGUGAUCACACAAUUUAUCUUCUGUAAAUUGUAAAUAAUAUUCUAAAAUGAUCCCAAAGAGCAGAUAAAGUCCCUUAUUGUUAUGUUUUGCUUCCUCACUUGACUAUAUCUUUUACUCUGUGGGCUUUUUAAGGGGUUAAGAGAAAACAACAUUAAUCAUAUGAUGAUCACAUAAAAAGAAUUGUAUAUGAAUAGAUUUAAUGAUAAAAAGAAAUACUUGAAUGUUUUGCCCAAGUUCAAUCAGUCAUCUUGUGACCAACUGUAGAUUUUCGACAGUGAGCUAAAGCCAUUAUAUUGCUCUCUUCAAAGCCAGACUCCAUUAAGAAAUCAGUGAUCUCACGUCACUAAACACUGGAGCUGCUGGUCUACUGCUGCCUUGAUCAGUUAGUUUGCUUUUGUGUUUGGAUUCACCAAAGUCACACAAUAACACUAACUAACUGAGACAGCAGCAUACAAGUAGCUACCAUGUUCAGCGAGCCAAAAGUAAUGUUUUUGUCAGCGGAGUCUGGUGGCUUUGAUUAGAGCAUAGAUGGGUAACAGAAGACAUUAACGGCUUCCCUAUCUGAAGAAGCUGUUUGACAGAAAGGUAAAGCUGUGAAACUACUCUCAAUAUAGCCUACACUUAAAAUGGUGUAAAUUUUUUCAUGUGGGAUUAUUUUAGGUGCCUUUAACAUGCUUUGCUGCUGCCCCUGUCCAGAGUAGCACAUUUCUUAGCCUCCAUGUCGACGCUCCUGCUGCUUAAACUUGGAGCGUAUCACAUGCUUCUACUGUAUGUAAUACACUGACUAUGGACAGGCAUACAACCCCACUUAAAAAGAUCCAAACUAUCCCUGUGAGACCUGCUGGUUUACAGGCUGUAACACAGUGAUGUUUAGCAUGGAGAUACAUCUGUAAUUUGAUGAGUUCAAGGUCAGGUGAUCAGUCAGAGCUGUGUGUCUGACUGUCAGUGGGUUGAUGAGUGUCCCAGUGUAUCACUGUCUUGUGUCUAAGCAACAGAGUAAACAUCCAUGUCAGACUUUAGGGAUCGUUGUUUAAGACUGAGCCUGCAAUAUGUUAAGAGCUCAUCAUAUUACUUACGGUCAGCUGUUAUGGCAGGCUUUAUUGAACUUUGAUAAGACCCAGGAAGUUACACACAGACUCUACAGCAUUAUAUGUGCUAUUCUAUUAUAUACUCAUCUCUUUUUUUUGGUUUUGUAAUACAACAUUUACAACAUGUCUACUUUACCUUACCUUUACCUUUACUUUACCAGCUAAA
This is a messenger RNA of Epinephelus moara (kelp grouper), 3031 nucleotides long. Its product is annotated as cytochrome P450 2F3-like. The transcript has 9 exons. Gene Ontology annotation, biological process: xenobiotic metabolic process. Gene Ontology annotation, cellular component: cytoplasm; intracellular membrane-bounded organelle. The coding region runs from base 143 to 1621 and encodes 492 amino acids. The record is from RefSeq and is a predicted model, not a curated record. Lineage: Eukaryota; Metazoa; Chordata; Actinopteri; Perciformes; Serranidae. Gene Ontology annotation, molecular function: iron ion binding; heme binding; oxidoreductase activity, acting on paired donors, with incorporation or reduction of molecular oxygen, reduced flavin or flavoprotein as one donor, and incorporation of one atom of oxygen.